ACGUGAUUGUUGUCGCAACGAGUUCCGCGACGGUGGACGAGCCGAACGCACGCCCGUUAUCAGAGAAAUAAGUAGAGGUCUAUACUUCUAAGGAACGUUUUUCAAUUGAGGCAAUCAUCUCGUUGAGCGUAAACAAAUCAGUAUCUAUAUCAAUCAUGCGAAGGAAAAGCACGUUAUUGUGCUUGGCGGCACUGAUAGCGGCGGUUACUUCUGCUGCAGUCUCUACUCAGGAAACGCUAGUAAUAGCUAGAUCUGAAGAUGAGAAUACAACUCCUACUGAAUUGAUAUCGGAGGAGCCAACAACAGAAGAGCCCAUAGUUCCAAUAAAGUUAACAGAAAUGCGAGUUCACUCAGAAAUAGCACUACGAUAUGCUCACACGUCCGUGGUCACAACGGUUCGGAACCGAGCCAGACGAGCACAGGAGGCCUUCUUCCGCAUGCUUCUUCCGGAAACGGCGUUUAUCAGUGGAUUCGUUAUGACCUUAGAUGGAAAGUCUUAUAAGGCAUAUGUUAAGGAGAAAGAAGAAGCAAAACAAAUUUACAAUGAGGCUGUGUCCCAGGGCUUCGGGGCUGCACAUAUAUCUGCAAAAGCAAGAGAUUCAAAUCAUUUUAUGGUGUCAGUAAAUGUUGAAGCAAAUACAACAGCCGUCUUCAACCUAACUUACGAAGAACUACUAGUCCGUCGUAAUGGCGUAUACAACCACGAUAUCAAUCUGCAUCCAGGUGCUUUAGUACCGAAAAUGAAGGUUACAGUUCAUAUCCGCGAGACAGAGAAGAUUACCAAAUUGAGAGUGCCAGAAGUUAGAACCGGUAAUGAAAUCGACGCAACUGAGCAAGAUGCACAAAAUCCCAUAGCUCUCAUAGACAGAGCUCACGAUGACCGGGAAGCCACUAUAACGUUUAAACCAAAUCUUGAGGAACAAAAACGACUUAUGGAAAUAUAUUCGGCUAAGUCGAAGGAAUCUGCUUCCAACAGACCUUACUAUUAUGGCAGAAGACCUGAAGAAGAAAAGAAAGAAGAAGGAACAAUCGGCCAAUUUGUAGUGCAGUAUGAUGUAGAUCGUUCAAAGAACGGUGAAGUUUUGGUUAACGAUGGGUAUUUCGUACACUUCUUAGCUCCCAGUUCACUUCCUCCUCUUAAGAAACACGCAGUUUUCGUUCUCGAUACAUCUGGCUCUAUGAUGGGGAGGAAGAUAGAGCAGUUACGUGAAGCGAUGCAAACUAUCUUGGACAAGCUUAAUCCUGGAGACUAUUUUAGUAUUAUUGAGUUCAAUUCGAAUGUUGUGGUUCAUAGCUUGCAAGAAGUUCUUCAACCAAAAAAUGAAAGUCACACUUACUACAACUACCGCUACGAGCCGCCGACCCUAGUACCACCGUCAGAAGCUACAGUUGAAAAUAUUAUUAAAGCUAAAGUGAUUGUUUCAAGAUUGCAAUCAUACGGCGGUACAAAUAUAAAUAGCGCUCUUAGUGUAGCUAUUGACUUAAUUCGAAAAGGGGUAAAUUGGGAAGUGAAAGAAAACACAACGGAAGUCGCUGCAACCACUGUCUCGCCAACAACUACGGUCAGCGAAGAGAAAGCUGCAGAUGACCCCGUUGAUACCGAUAAAAAUGAUUUGGAACCCAUAAUUAUUUUCUUGACGGACGGAGAUCCGACUGAGGGAGAGACCAAUACAGCUCGCAUCCUAACUCACCUUUCUGAAAAGAACUUUGGGGAGAAGAAGGCUUCUAUAUUUUCACUCGCUUUCGGCGAAGACGCUGACCGCAGUUUCUUACGCAAAUUAUCUUUAAAGAAUGAGGGUUUCAUGAGACAUAUUUAUGAAGCAGCUGAUGCAGCUUUACAGUUGCGCGAUUUCUACCAACAGGUGUCGUCGCCGCUUCUAUCUAACGUUAAAUUCACAUAUCCCAAAGAUCAAAUAAAGGAGGGUUCUCUAACUCGUAGCAAGUUCCGCGCAGUGUAUGAUGGGUCAGAAGUGGUGGUGGCGGGCCGUGUCGCUGAAGACGUGUCAGAGAUCGAUACACACAUCAUAGGUAUCUGCGGAGUCUCCGAUGGACCUAGCAGGAAAAAAUACGAAAUAAUGCAUAAAAUCCCCGUUUCACGUGGUAAGAACGAGUACAUGCCGCUAGAACGUUUGUGGGCAUAUCUCACUAUCAAACAGUUGCUGGAUGAAAAAGAAAUCUCCGAUGCAGACAUAAAGGCGGAAAAUACACCAGAAAAGAAAGCUUUACAAAUAGCCCUGAAGUACGAGUUCGUAACACCAUUGACUUCGCUGGUUGUAGUUAAACCCAAUGCCACUAAAUCUGCCGUUAACGCCGAAUCCGUGGAUUUAAAACCAAGUUUUGAUUUCGCAGAUAAUAAUGGCCCGCAAAAUAGUAUUAUCCCUCUAUCGGGUCACUUCAUGUCUUCUCUCACCUUAUCUCGACCGGCUUCAUAUCAAUCUCUAUACGGUCCACCCGCACCUUCGUUUCAAGCGGUAGCAGAUGCAUUUGAAGAAGAAGAUCUAGAUUAUGGUAUGGCACCGUUUAGCUUGAACUCUCAUCGAAGUGUUUUUCCUAAAUUAUCACAUUUGUCCACAUCAUAUUCAGAAGAUUUUUUCGGAUACCCGAUGCCUCAGCAAAGUAUAGCUGAGCGAUUUGAAUACGCAUCAACAACAUUCAGCACUCCUCCCUUAUCGCCCUUGAACCAAUAUAAUUUAGAUGAAUAUCCUUGGGCUCAAGACCUCAUCAACGUUACCACAGAUAUGCUGGAGUUAAUGGUCAAUGGUACACAAGUGAACCUAAAGAUAACCAAAGCCUCACUGGUCCCCACUACAAGUGGAGGCGAUGCACAAUGUGGAAAAUCUACGGACGCUUCUACGGGUGUCUGUGUGUAUGUGACACGCUGUCGUUCAGCCAAGCCAAUCAGUUCUGUUCAGUACGCUGAACUCUACUGCAUUGUUGGCGACGGUUAUGCUGGAGUUUGCUGCCCGAGCGGAGAGGUGGAUAAAAUUGGAAGCAAUUAAUUUUUAAGAUAUUUAUGUAAUUAGAUAUCUAUAAACACAACAGUGAUAAUAAUAGGUGCUAACUUAAUAGUGCGAGCGUAAUUUGGAAACUGUAUAAUGAUACAGACAUGGAGUAGGUAUAGGUAAAUGUACUCCGUGUCUGUAAAAUUUCUAAUUUUACUCUUUGUCCUAUACAAUUUUUCUACUAUGAUGCUGUUCUAAAGCAUAGCCUAUUAAAUUGUCAACGAAAAAUUUGUAAAUACAUAGUAUCAGUUAUAUAAUAAAAAAAUAUAACUUCCGUAUGGAAAUUCUAAAUUUAUAGUUACACCAAGACUCAAGUAUACACUUAGGUACUAUUAUGUGAUAAGAUAACUACCUAAAUAAUAAGCGAACAAGGAUUUCUUUUUGAAAGUGAUUAUGAUUUUAUUAAAAUGUUUUUAUGGAUA
Colias croceus (clouded yellow) is the source of this 3424-nucleotide messenger RNA. Its product is annotated as inter-alpha-trypsin inhibitor heavy chain H4-like. The transcript is spliced from 24 exons. The coding region runs from base 156 to 2999 and encodes 947 amino acids. Lineage: Eukaryota; Metazoa; Arthropoda; Insecta; Lepidoptera; Pieridae. The record is from RefSeq and is a predicted model, not a curated record.